This is a messenger RNA of Hydatigera taeniaeformis, 696 nucleotides long. NCBI's taxonomy places the organism in Eukaryota, Metazoa, Platyhelminthes, Cestoda, Cyclophyllidea, Taeniidae. The record is from the annotation of a GenBank genome assembly.
CCAGAGAACGUCGGAUUGUCAGUCUUAGGCGAGUUAAAUGAACUUCAUUUGGAAGUUGUCUCAAGGGUUUCCGCAUCAUUUGAUGGUUUUGUCGCCGUCGAAGACACAAAAGCGAUUGAGGAACUAUUUAGGCUAUUUCCUAUCAUGCAAAAACAUGAGUUGGGUCUUGAAAAAUAUGGAAAGUAUCUUGCAAAGAAGAUCGGUGGGAAGGUGGAAUCCCAGUUCUCUCUCAUUUCUUCCACACAGCCGUCGGAUAAGCCGAAUGUACAUGUCGCCUUAGUGACUUAUCUGCUUGAGCUCGUUGCCCAGACUAUCCAAGUUAAUGAAUCUGUGAUUCAUGAUAGCUAUGGGGGAGACAGCCUGUUGAAGUUCGUUCGCUUCAUCCAGAGCCAAUGCGACCAUCAUGCUGAGCUCAUUUUUAUGGAUUUUAAGGAGAAACACGAAGUAGCCAUAGUUUUGCAGAGCGCUCGUCAUGAGCUUUUGAUUAACAACCGCUCUUCCACUUUUGUGUCCUCUGGUGUCGGCCAAAUUUUAUUCAACGCAAGAAUCGAGCUCUAUCUUAACUUCCUUCGGCGACGAUUUUUGGUAAGUAGCAAGGAAAACAUUCUCUGGUCGCAAGUGGAUAUUGUUACGAGGCUUCGGAGUUAUUUUUUUCUGUCACAUUUUCUUCGGGAGGCGAACGCGGAACACGGAUAA